CUGUAUCAUUUUACACCAUUUGCGAAUACCGUGGAUGAAUUUUUGCUAUAUUAUGGCCGAACAAAAUUUUCUGUAUGCGAAAGUUUGACAAAAAAAUCAAAAAAUUCAACUUUUAUUUUUGCCUUUCUGCGUAAUUACUGGAUUGCUGCUGUAGGUGAUUCGUUUGCAUCUGGUGAAGGUAAUCCAGAUGUACCUGCAAAAAUCUCAACCACUUCUCCGGCACAGUGGCUUUCCGAACAGUGUCACCGAAGCAGCCGAUCCUGGGCAUUCAAAGUGUAUCAGAAGUUGGUAAACGGCACCAAACAAGCCGCUUUACAUUUUUCCUAUUUGCCCUGCUCUGGUGCAUCCGUCGACAACGGUAUUGUAUCAUCAUCGUUUGGCGAACCACAAGGAUCUGGUCCAGAAUUGCUGCUAAUAUCAGCGGGCGGUAAUGAUAUCGGUUAUUCAGAGAUAUUAUCAAAGCUUAGCUGGGGUGAAACCAGAUCACUUUUUUCAUCGAUAGAUAUGAGAUUUUUUUAUGUAUCACAUCAACUGGAUAAACUUGCUGCAAAAGUACGUGAAAUUAAACCUAAACAGGUUAUAAUUCCACAUUAUUUUGAUUUAUCAAGGAAUGAAAAAGGAAUUGUUGAUGCUAAUUGUUCUGAAUUAAAACAGAUUAGUACCAAAAAUUUGGUGUUAGCAGAACGAAAAAUAUUGAAACGUAUCAACAAGCUGAUAUCACAAAAAGCUCGUGAACAAUCUUGGACAGUUAUUGAUAAUAUUUCAGCAAUUUUUCGAUUUCGUGGUCUUUGCUCCACAAAACCAUUAAUAAGGAGUACAAAAGAUUCGCUUCGAUUACAAGGCAACAUAUUUGGUGCAUUUCAUCCCACUGAAGAAGCACAUCAACAAAUUGCAGAGCUUAUUUUAAAACAAAUUAAAAGUUUUCAACAAAAAUAA
Enterobius vermicularis (human pinworm) is the source of this 936-nucleotide messenger RNA. The record is from the annotation of a GenBank genome assembly. NCBI's taxonomy places the organism in Eukaryota, Metazoa, Nematoda, Chromadorea, Rhabditida, Oxyuridae.